Molecule: messenger RNA, 456 nt
Organism: Caenorhabditis remanei
Lineage: Eukaryota; Metazoa; Nematoda; Chromadorea; Rhabditida; Rhabditidae
Exons: 2
Coding region: 1-456 (151 amino acids)
Source: RefSeq, a predicted model, not a curated record
AUGUCAGCCAAAGUCUCGUUCAACCAACCUUUGAAAAGUCUCACAUUUUGUGGAGCAGAGAAUAUUGCUGCUCUGUUCGACAACGACUUCCGAAUCGCUUGGAGCUCCACGGGGACUCACGCAUUGUGUGGAGUACUUGAAGGGAACGAAUCAGAAGAUAUUUUCCUGGUCAUCAACAAGCUGAAAUCGUCGAGUGUGGAGGUGUAUGGUGUGAAUGCGUACAAUAAUCCGAAAGGAAAAUAUGUUAUAUCAUACCAAGCUCAUCAGUCCCCUACAACUCACUUCUCAAAAUACCGUAGAGAUUUGUAUGCGUCUGCCGAUCAAGACGGAAACGUCUGGAUUCAAUUUGGUGACACAAGAGCACCGAGCAUGAAGGAUGCCGCUCGCAAACUAUACAAAGAGAACCAGCACAGAAAGAAGCAUGACAAAUCCGACAAAGGACUUCAGGGGCAUUGA